Molecule: messenger RNA, 891 nt
Organism: Lepus europaeus (European hare)
Lineage: Eukaryota; Metazoa; Chordata; Mammalia; Lagomorpha; Leporidae
Gene: CCDC198
Product: coiled-coil domain containing 198
Exons: 6
Coding region: 1-891 (296 amino acids)
Source: RefSeq, a predicted model, not a curated record
AUGGGUCUGAGGCACUCUAAGGCUCACCCUAGGGUGAUCAAAGUAGCACCUUUGCAAAACAAAGAAGAAGAGACUGCCCCGGCAGGCCCUGUGGACUUCGCAUUCAAACAGAACCUGGAAGAAAAGAGCUCAUGUUCAUUGCCAAGACUGCAGGACCAGAGCAAAGCUUUGGAAGGAUCACUGCCACCUCUACGAGAAACCUGGUAUGGAAGAUAUUCUACAGUUUCCAGGGCCAUGUAUUUUGACAUCCCACUGGAACAGGGAGAAACAAGUAUUAUUAAAAGGCAUCCACCCCGAAGACCUCAAAAGCUGGAACCCAUUGACCUGCCACAAGUUAUUACCUCUGAGAGGCUCCUGAGCCAGCGAGAAGCCGGGACCAGGCACACAGCAAAGGUAAAACUGGAAAAGAAAAUGCAAGCUCCAAUGUAUGCUUCUGGGAAAAGACAAUAUUUACAUAAGAUGCAAAUGCUGGAAAUGAACCGUAAAAGGCAAGAGGCCCAAAUGGAGUUAAAGAAAAGUCUUCAUAAGGAGGCAAGAAUUAGCAAUCAAAAAUUGAGAGACCAUAAAGCUGAGAAAAUCCUUCAACGCGUCCCAAUGCAUGGUGACUACGACCUCCUAACCACACUGCCAGAGAAAAUGCUGAACAGACGUCUAGGAAACGUAGAAAAUGCAGAAUUUUUGAAGCAUCAAGCAAGAAAUGACUAUCGUACCCGGAAAAUUGGCAAAAUGGAAAAAUGGAUUCGUGAACAGGAGGCCCGGGGACAGCUUUUUUGGGAUAGGUCUAGCUGUGACUCAGAUGAGCUUGGGAUAGAUGAGAAGAAACCACAAGCAUUAGUGAGGACGAGGACGGAGAGAAUUCCACUUUUUGAUGAGUUUUUUGAUCAAGAAUAA